GGUGUAUAAAAAAGUAGUUUAGGUGGUACUUACACACUGCAGCUGAGAGUUAAUAAAACUGCACGGUAAGACUCCGACUGCCACACUUAAAGACAGUCCACCACCUCAAAUACGAACUACUGCAACAUGUAGCCCCACGAACAGGAACUGCAACCGGAUGGAAACGCCUCAACUACUUACUUCAUUCAACCAUGUGAAACAUAUUUGAUAUAUUAAAUAUUUAAUAUAAUAUGUAAUAUAUUUAAAAUAACCCCAAUUAGACAUUAGGUCGUUUAUUUCUGAGAUUACGAUAUAAAUAACUUUUGUAACUUUAAUAACUGACAUAAUACUCAACCAAUCAAAGGUGUGUUAUACACGAAGGGGCGGAGCUAAUGGUCACUGUGUUACUACAUUGCGACUCGGUCGCGUCUGAAAAAGGAAGCGACAAACGUAUUUAAGCCUCUCCAAAUCUUCAUCAAAUCAUUCAAAAUUGUAAAAUGAACGAAAUUAUUAAAUCGACAGCUCGGUGUCUUCGAUUGGGGGCGUGGCAUUACCGAGCAGCGCAGAAUAAUGGAGAGUUGCUGUCCGGUUGGUCCCGACUCAUGUGUUCCGAAGCGGCCCAGAAGAACCUGGCGGAGAUUGUGAAGAAGGACAAAGUGGUGGUGUUCAUGAAAGGCACACCUGCACAGCCUUUGUGCGGCUUCAGCAACGCCGUUGUCCAGAUACUCAGGAUGCACGGGGUCGAUAACUAUGCUGCUUAUAACGUGUUGGAUGAUCAGGAUCUUAGACAAGGAAUCAAAGCUUUCUCCAGCUGGCCGACAAUUCCUCAAGUGUUCUUCAACGGCGAGUUUGUCGGGGGCUGUGACAUUCUCCUUCAGAUGCAUCAGAGUGGUGACCUGGUAGAGGAACUUGAGAAGUUGGGCAUCAGAUCGGCUCUCCUGGAUCAAGAAAAAGAGUCUUAAGUAGGAGUCUAAUUUAAAAGACGUGUCUUCAAGAUGGGUCUUUGGCGAAAUUCUCCAUUGACAUAAACCUCAAAAAGAUUGACUAGUGAAGGGUGACUUGACCUGCUGAAGACCAAACUCACCUCGCAUAACUGAAGGAAGUGAUGUCAAAUCUCCCGAAUCCUGAAAAAUUACUGUAAAAUACUUGACAUAGAAUAACGCCAUAUUACGCACGAUGAUUACAUUUCUUCUGCAGCAUGUUUGUCUUGAUUUCAGAUAUGCUAACGUUAGACCACUGCUUAUUUAAGAUGUUGUAUUUUGAAAUAUAUUUUAGAUGUGUAUAUAUAUUUCUUUCUUUUUUUUUUUUUUUUGUCAAAAUAUUUUUAAAGCACCCUUUGUUUAAAUUAAAGCUAUUGGGUGUGUGUCACAAGUUUAUGAAUUUUGUGGAUCUGAUGUCAUUUAAAAAGAAUUUAGAAAAAAUAAACUUUCUCGUUUUGAAAUUUAAGGGUGGCACAUGUGUAAAGACAUGACAUCUGUCACUGCUGUCUAAAGUUUAAAAGUAAGUUGUGACAGAGAGGGUUAGGUCAAUACAUUAUCAACACACCUUUGUACAAGUUAACCAUGUAAGAUGUUCUAAUCAUAAGGGCUAAAAGUAUCUACUUUAAAAAAAAAAAUAAGGUUUGUCUUAAUCCACACUGGUGUGACAUAUUUCGAAGAUGUUUGUAGUCACAGUUCUGUGAGGUAUAAUACAUUAACAUGCCCGAUAUAACUUUUUGAUUCAAAUAAUGUGUGUGAAUAGUUAGUUUCUCUUUAUUACAUUUUUUAGAGGUUAUGUUGUAGACCUUAUUCACAGCAGUGGCAUUUUUUUAUUUUUUUAUGGGAAUGACAACGAGGCUGUGUGGGAUAGACUAAAAGUCUCUUCAAUGGGCCUUACUGCAGUUUAAAGUGUUUUUGGAUUGUUCUGUGGGCAAAACAUUGAUAAAAUAUCUGUCCAAAAACAUUCAGUAUACAAAGUACUCCAGACAACAUGAGUUGUGGAAAAUUAUAUGUGAUCAAGGAGCUUUAUAAGAUGGCGCCUAAAUGAGGUCUAUUUUGACUCCAAACUUAUUGUAUAUUCAAUGUAAUUAUACAGUAUAACUGUGGUGCCAUCUUGACAAGAUUAGGAAAGUGGUAAGUUAAUCAUAGUGUGAGGUCAUCAAAGAUUCGGUCCAAAAUUACAUAUUUGGGUAUAAAUACAAUUUGACAAAAACAAAUUAUUUUAAAUAUUCAGUAUUUGGUUGGUGCAGUUUCACAAGUACCCACAAGAGGGUGGGUAAAUUUUUAAACAGUGGUUCUCAACUGGUGGGUCACAGGCACUGAUAUAUAUAUAUAUACACACUGGCAGCCAAAAGUUUGG
This is a messenger RNA of Myxocyprinus asiaticus (Chinese sucker), 2316 nucleotides long. RefSeq names its product glutaredoxin 5 homolog (S. cerevisiae) (gene glrx5). Lineage: Eukaryota; Metazoa; Chordata; Actinopteri; Cypriniformes; Catostomidae. Bases 477 to 941 code for a protein of 154 amino acids. The transcript is spliced from 2 exons. The record is from RefSeq and is a predicted model, not a curated record.